This is a messenger RNA of Paramormyrops kingsleyae, 1128 nucleotides long. RefSeq names its product peptidoglycan recognition protein 5 (gene pglyrp5). Gene Ontology annotation, biological process: innate immune response; peptidoglycan catabolic process. Lineage: Eukaryota; Metazoa; Chordata; Actinopteri; Osteoglossiformes; Mormyridae. Gene Ontology annotation, molecular function: peptidoglycan binding; zinc ion binding; N-acetylmuramoyl-L-alanine amidase activity. The record is from RefSeq and is a predicted model, not a curated record.
UUUAUCUUAGGGCUCGGCACGCAGGGAACUUCACGGAAAGUCCGCGGAAGGCGGAACUACUAGAACUGCGGUGACUCCACCCGCAAGCAACCUCGGUAAUCAGCCGCCUGAUUCCAUUAAAACCGGCCGCUGCACGUCGAAACACGGCGAUUGUAGUCGAACAAGGUAUGAACGUUACUAGAUACGAAGUGAGCCGGAAGCUGGGCUUCAGCACCGUAAAUGGACUCAAAGAACCAGGCGAAAGAAAAAGUGGAAACGACAGCGAGUCAUAAUGCCGAGCCAGCGGGAAUGUGUCCGAUGGUGGUAUCUCGGGAGCGCUGGGGAGCUACGGCACCGCUCAGCCGGCACAGACUGACGGAUGCCGCUAAGAAGGCCGUCAUCCAUCACACUGCUCUCUGGCCCUGUGCCGGACCCCGGCAAUGUUUCCUUCAGCUCCAGCACAUCCAGAAGCUGCACAUGGUUCACAGGAGCUGGGAUGACAUUGGAUAUAACUUUCUAGUUGGCGAGGACGGUUCAGUGUUUGAAGGCCGUGGCUGGGGCGUCGUCGGAGCUCAUACCAAGGGCAACAAUCAUGAUUCUAUAGGCAUUGCUUUCAUCGGCGACUUCAACAAUCAAGUACCCACUUCAGCUGCCCUGUCUGCUGCUAGACAGCUUCUGCAAUGUGGAGUAGAUCUUGGUCAUCUUCAUCCGAAAUAUACCUUAUUAGGGCACAGAGACCUGGCAGACACUGAAUGCCCUGGCAAACUGUUAUAUACGCAACUUCAAUUCUUAAAUCAAAACAAAUUUUAAGGACUGAUGUAGGCUUCAUUUUUUCAUUUUUUACAUGAUGAAAAUGAUAGUAAAUGUAAGAACAUAUGUUGUAUCUGUGCACUAGAUGGCGUGGUGUCACUCGUAACUUAAUUUGCGACACUUUUAGAUCAUGGGAUGUACACACAUUUGGGACAUAUUCAUUGCAGCACUUACGUAAGUCCCUCUGGCUAAGGGCUUCUGUCAAAUGCCGUAAAUGUGCAUUUUGACAUUUCCGGAGAUUUGCGCAAUUUAUAUGUUUGGUUUAGUCCUCAGUAAUGUGGAUGGUCGUGCAGAUUUUUGUUUUGAUUUGCAGACUUAUAUUAAACAUCUGGAAAUCAC